This is a messenger RNA of Cryphonectria parasitica EP155, 1720 nucleotides long. RefSeq lists its product as uncharacterized. Lineage: Eukaryota; Fungi; Ascomycota; Sordariomycetes; Diaporthales; Cryphonectriaceae. Bases 1 to 1395 code for a protein of 464 amino acids. The record is from RefSeq and is a predicted model, not a curated record. The transcript has 4 exons. Gene Ontology annotation, molecular function: protein-phosphatidylethanolamide deconjugating activity.
AUGGCCGACGUGUCCCAGAGAACGCAGCAGGCCGUCGACACGGCCAUGGCCGGUGCCGCCGAGAUGAGCCGUUACGGCCGCCGCCUCCUCAACAUGCUCUGGGACCCGGAGCCUACCAACGACCGCUCUCUUAACAGGCCCGUAUGGUGUCUGGGCUGCUCGUACACCAACGAACCUACUACCGUGGACCGUCCCGACCAGGACGCUUCAUCUACUGUCCGUGCAACCCUGCCGACCACCCCCUCCACCACAACCCUACCGUACCCUUUGAAAGCCGUCCCUACUACUCCUCCCGAGUCCUCAUCAAGCAGCUUCUCGUCGUCCUUGGCAUAUGACGAGCUUUUAGAGGAUGCUGGCUGGCCCAUAGCUUUCCUUGAUGAUUUUGAAUCCCGCGUCUGGAUGACCUACCGUUCCGAAUUCGAGCCUAUUUCCAAGUCCAAUGAUCCGCGAGCGUCUGCCGCUCUCUCGUUUGCGAUGCGCCUCAGGACCCUUGCCGACCAAGGAGGUUUCUCCUCCGACACUGGCUGGGGGUGCAUGAUACGGUCUGGUCAGAGUCUCUUGGCCAACACUCUUGUAAUAUGCCAGCUGGGUCGUGACUGGCGCCGAGGCAAGGCCGCUCGACAAGAACGUGAGAUUCUUGCCCGUUUCGCAGACGAUCCUCGAGCUCCCUAUUCCUUGCACAAUUUUGUGAGGCACGGCGCGGUGGCUUGCGGGAAGUUUCCAGGAGAGUGGUUUGGUCCUUCGGCGACAGCUCGGUGUAUACAAGCUCUAGCCAAUUCGAACGAGUCAUCACUGCGUGUCUAUUCGACCGGAGAUCUUCCUGAUGUGUACGAAGACAGCUUCAUGGCCGUCGCUAAACCGGACGGCGAGACAUUCCAUCCAACACUGAUACUUGUGGGCACACGACUGGGCAUUGAUAAGAUUAAUCAGGUCUAUUGGGAGGCUCUGACUGCUACCUUGCAGAUGCCACAGUCUGUGGGAAUAGCUGGUGGCCGCCCGUCAGCCUCACAUUAUUUCAUCGGCGCGCAACGUUCCGGCGAUGCCUACGAGCCUGGGUCCUACCUCUUUUACCUCGACCCACACUGCACACGGCCGGCGCUACCGUUCCAUGAGGACGUUGAUCAGUACACGAGUGAUGACAUCAACACGUGCCACACGCGACGGCUGCGCCGACUACACGUGCGUGACAUGGACCCCAGCAUGUUGAUCGGGUUUCUCAUAAAAGACGAGGAUGACUGGGACAUGUGGAAGGACUCUGUCAAAUAUGUGCAAGGCAAGACCAUCAUCAACGUCGCCGACCAUGAUCCGGCACGCGGCAUGCCCGCCGAGAGGGAAGCGGCUAUUGAUGAGGUUGAGACGCUGAGCGAUGAUGAAGAUACGGUGCUGGACGAUUGAGAUGCUGGAAUUCUGGCCCUUCGAUUUGUUGGGAUGUCAUGUUCUGGUGGCGCACAUCAAUGCAUAGGCGUUUGGUAAAGUUUUGUGUAAGUCAAUCUGGGUCUUGAGGCGUGGUGAGGCGAGGCGUUCCUGGCGGCAAAGGUGGUGCAAAUAGCUUGAGUACAAUACUGCUAGCAGAGACGCAGCCUUACUUGUCCGGUGGGCACUGCGAGGGAUGACGGUGGUUAUCUCACAUUGAGAGUGGCACCCUCCGCUCUUGAAGAUGUCGUUGACGAUGGCUGUCUGUAAAGGCCGCCGGUACCAAGUAAUUGGAAAUCAUCUCUUG